This is a messenger RNA of Mesorhabditis spiculigera, 651 nucleotides long. The record is from the annotation of a GenBank genome assembly. Lineage: Eukaryota; Metazoa; Nematoda; Chromadorea; Rhabditida; Rhabditidae.
AUGGCGACCGCCGGCCGAAACCGUUCGCUGUUCUCGCCUCAGCCCAUCGUCGUGUCUCUGAACGGAUUGUCGGAGCAUUCGACCGGCCCGCCGUCCCCGUCCUUCGACAUUCUCAGCAUGGAGAUGGAGGACAACUUGCGUGACCUCGCGAUGACGCCGUACCCCGAGAAGCCGGGCCGCCACACUGCCGGCUCGUCGGCCAGCGACCGCUCGGUCUCGUUCCGCGAGCCGUUGACGAACCCCGACAUCCCCCUCGGCGGCCACUGCUCGCUGUACGCGGGUGUCCAGGUGUCGGCGCGAAGCCCGAGGAGCGCGCGCUCCACGGUCAGCAACCACAGCCGUCGCCCGUCGCGCACCCUCAGCCACAGCACGCCGACGAGCCCGAUGCGCAAGAAGCUCCCCUACCACGAUCGCAAGACGCGCCGCGAGAUUCGCCGGGAGAAUCAGCAGCUCAAGCUGAACCCGCCCGCCUCCGCGCCGCCCAACGGCCAGGUGGUGAUCCAGAUGCGCAAGUCGCAGUUGAGCAGCCUGCUCGCCCGGCUGGCUGCCGAUGACGACGACACGCUCGUCUCGAUCUUUGUGGACAAGGACAAAGUGCUGACCCGCCAACAGUACACGGCCAUGAAGAAGAAGAACCCGCCCGGCUUCUUC